AUGCCAGUCUCGUUAAACGAGCGAUCCGCAUUGGUGGUGGCGACCGGAGACGGAGCUGUCGAGAUGGAUUUAUCCACGCACAAUUGGAAGCAUGCGCCGUCCGUUCCUGGGAAGGAGCAACUGAUUCCGACUAUUUUCGUAAAAGCACUAGAAACCAUUCCUCAGCAAGUCUGCGACGAUAACAUGGAGGCGUUCGUUCCACUCGUCGAGUUGAACGCAAUCGGCAGUGCGACGGAGGCCACAUGCCUCAUUCUCGGUGUUGACGAGACAGCACAUAGCGAUGCACAAAGUCCAGGGCCAAAAGCAUCCCCUGGUGCAGUCUCCGGGGCAGGGACUGAAAAUGGAAAGGCGAAAUUGAUCGCAUUUACGCUCGUCCGAAAAAGACCCGGCAAUCCGGUGAUAGCCUCUGUCCCAGACUCGGAGGAUCUAGGUUACCUAACAGUUCGCCGCCGUCAAUGCUAA
This is a messenger RNA of Suillus plorans, 462 nucleotides long. RefSeq lists its product as uncharacterized. The transcript is spliced from 4 exons. Bases 1 to 462 code for a protein of 153 amino acids. Lineage: Eukaryota; Fungi; Basidiomycota; Agaricomycetes; Boletales; Suillaceae. The record is from RefSeq and is a predicted model, not a curated record.